AUGGUGCAGCUUCUUAAUUCUGCUGUGCUAGCGUCUUUGGCUUUUGCGUACACGGCUACGGCCGAAAAUGCCGCAGUGUACCGCUUCUCUGUUCCAGAAUCCAAUGACGACAUUGCCUUGUUAUCUCAGAAAGACUCCAUUUACAACCUUGCUGACGAGUUCGGCGUGUCAGACUUUUUCAAGCUCGGCAGCCUGGAUGAUCCAAAAUCACUGGGAUUGGGCAAAUCCACGCAAUUGGACGACCAAGACAAAAGUCAAUUGGUUGUCAUAAUAAAUGGAGUUGACAGCCCGAAGAGCUUCUUUGACCAAAUACAACCAACUUUUGAAAUCGAGACCAAAGACGACCGGUCUUCGUUCGAGUUCAGAAAUUUCCUGUCUGAGUUCCCAUCCCAGUUGAUGAAGUUGGACUCGGACCUCAAGUUGAGCAAGCUGUCCAACCAGAUCUCUAUUCUUGGCCAAAACAUCCACAACGUCCUUUCCGAAACGUGGUCAAGAGUGUUCCACGACAAGGAGUACAACUCCAUUGCCGAGUUCUGGAGAAACAUCGUUGGUAUUUAUGGUACAUCGCAUGCGUCCAGGCGGUCACUUGACGUGAUCAACGACGAACAAUUUAUUAGUGAAUUGACUCAACUAGACUACUUGCUCAAAAACCAGAUCCAAUCUUCAGAAGAUACUAUUGUCAUUAACCUCCAAUCGCUAACGAGCAUUUACAAGAAAACAGGCCCAGACUCUCAAACUUACAAAGCAUGCAAGAACCUUUUGAGCAAGCUGAUUUCCUCUCAGUUGCAAAAUGCUCCUAACUACGACCCAACCGUGGUUGUUAUGCCUCUCCAACAGCAGACUGUUACGUUCAAGCUGAAAGAAGAUGCAAGAGAAGGCAUCUCCCUGGCCAAGAGAGAUACUUCCAACGUCUUCACCAGAUCCACUGGCUGUUUCUCGUCUCAGGAAGACUGUUUGAUUUCCACAUCGACAUGCUCGGGCCACGGAAUAUGCUCCAAGGUGGGCAAGUGUUGGAAAUGCUUGUGCUCGCCUACAAAAGAUGAAACUACUGGAAGUACUACCAAAUGGACUGGUGGUGCUUGUCAAAAGAAAGACGUGAGUGCAGAAGCAAAUCUGUUCUUAUGGACCACCGUGGCCUUGUUCUUCGUCUUUGUGGCAGGUAUUAAACUCCUUGUCAGCUGCGGAAACGAAGAACUCCCAGGCGUGUUGGUUGCUGCAACCGUUCCUACCAAGAAAACCAUAUAA
Molecule: messenger RNA, 1245 nt
Organism: Ogataea philodendri
Lineage: Eukaryota; Fungi; Ascomycota; Pichiomycetes; Pichiales; Pichiaceae
Exons: 1
Coding region: 1-1245 (414 amino acids)
Cellular component (GO): endoplasmic reticulum
Source: RefSeq, a predicted model, not a curated record